Acinonyx jubatus (cheetah) is the source of this 14577-nucleotide messenger RNA. It is a transcript of the gene QTMAN, whose product is annotated as glycosyltransferase like domain containing 1. Gene Ontology annotation, molecular function: glycosyltransferase activity. Bases 11994 to 13523 code for a protein of 509 amino acids. The transcript is spliced from 12 exons. The record is from RefSeq and is a predicted model, not a curated record. NCBI's taxonomy places the organism in Eukaryota, Metazoa, Chordata, Mammalia, Carnivora, Felidae.
AAAUAAAACAUUAAAAACAAUCUUUCAUGUAUGUGAAAGUUACUGAUGUAUGGGUAUAAGUAUCUCUUUACCAGACGUUUCCCCCCAAUAUUUUAAACAUUUCAAAUAUAUACAAAAGAAGACAGUAUAGUAGAAUGAAACUCUUUUCCUCCCCUACUCUGCAUGUACCCAUUGCUCAUCUUCAACAAUUAUCAACCCAUGUCUCUGUUUGAUUGACAGAUAUUUAAUGAAUACUUCCUUUGUGCUAAGUGCUGUGCUAGAUUCCCAAGCUCUAGAAAAAGACCUGACAUAGGCCUUCAGGAGUUCAUUUUUAGUGGAGAAGAAAGUAAGAAAAUCAAUUAAAAUAGUACAGCAUGAUGCAUAAAGUCAUCUAAUUUGCCAGAGAAUUAUGUGAUUAUAAAGAAAAAGUGAAAGAAAGGCACUUUACCCUGCUGAUAAAUGGUAGAAUUGGGAGAGCGAGGGAGAAUUAGUAUACAAACUUAAGACUCUGGAAACACUUUCAGAAAGUCAUGGAAAAAGGGAGCAGGGAAGUCAAAGUUCAUCAAACGUUAGGAAUGUCACUAAAAUACAAACGCUCAUUGGUGUGUAAAAUCUUGUCUGUAUGUACUUAAGUAGGUAUUUUUGGGGAGAGGAUUCUUAGCAUGAAACCUUCAUAGGGUUCUAUACCAAAUAGGUCCAUUGUAUACUCUGUAUAAGGGAAUUGGAUUUUGUAGUAAAGUAUUUCCUUAAUGGUCAGCUCAAACACUCAUGAGGGUUAAAAAGCCAAAAGAGACUCAGAGACAGAUGUUCAUUGAACUCAACUGUAAGUAAUCUUUAUUAUUGCACAUAGAUAGGAAAGUAAAUAUUACACUCUUCUUAUAGCUUAGAAAUCUAGUACUUACAUAUAUAUAUAGAUUUUAUAUAUAUAUUAUAUAUAUAGAUUUUAUAUAUAUAUAUUAUAUAUCUGAAAAUAGGAAAUAAUUGGUUUUAUUAGUAUAUCUAGAGGUCAGGGAUUCAGUAUCUGGAGAGAUAGAUAUCAUACCCCAAGUAAAAAUGCUGCCUUUUUUUCUAGGCAUCUUUAGGGUCCUCGCUUAAUCCAGUUUGAGCUGCAUGAUGUGUGGAACACAGGAAAGAGUUAAGUGUUAUGUCCCAAUCUAUUCUUACCUGUUGUGCCUUACCAAAGAUGUAUCAUUAAUGUUGAUCUUGCUUGCUACUUAUCUAGAUAUGUCCUGCCUAUAAUUUUAGACCUAUAUAAUGCAUUUCAGUACAACCACAUCAGAGCAUAAGUAUGUGUGUGCACACACAACUAAUGCAGAAGUGCAGUUUCCUGUUCUAGCUUUUCUGACUGAGGAAACAGGUACUGUUUACAGUAUAUACUAGACAAACUGGAAGCACAUGCUUCCUACUCUCUAAUCUUUGCAGUCACUCUUUCACUUUGUACUUGCUUGCAUCUAUGCUAUGUGUGUCUCUGUGGCUUUUUUCUUUCCUUAUGUUCUGGGAUAGAAGUGUGACAAAAAGCUGUAGCUGUUUUUAAUUCAUUCAUAAUGUUAUUUGCUUGAAGACUGUAGUUGAUUAUUUGAUCACCCUUUUAUGUAUGGUUUGCUUAUUUCUUCUAUUUACUAUUCAAGAAUUAUAUAUAUAGUCAAGUCUGGCAAAAACGAUUAACUCUGAUUAAGUUUUAUAAAAUAUGCUGGAGAUUUCAUUGAUACAUAGCUUUGUGGUGCAUUUUGUUCAUGCAUAUGAACAUUUGUUAUGUUUGAGUGUUCCUGAAAUGGAAUUAUUUGAAAAUUUGUGUAAAUUAUCUUUAAAAAUGAAAUAAAAUGACAAGGUUUAUCCUUUCAAAUUGAUAGGAUUUAACUGUUAUUAAAAUCAUAUUAUUCUCCAUAAAGUGAACUUACAGUUAUUUGUGUUUCAAUUAUAUAAUUUAAGUAAGUCAUAUCUCCCUUUAGACAUGUCCCAGCUUAUUGAACAUUUUUAUGUGAUUUCCAUAGUGAGUAUAUGGAUAAGAUAGGUGGGCUACAUAAAUUAUCUGGGAUAGAUUUUAUGAAUAGUCUUGGAUAUCAAUCUCAGAAUUUGGUGUCACUAUUACUAUUUUUAAUGCUCUGUUUGUAGUAUAGCAUACUGACGGUAUAGUAGGUAAAAUACACAGUUUUAGCCCUCAAAGAGUUUACAUUCUAAUGAGGAAGAAAGACUAAUGUAUAAAUAACUUGACUAGAAUACAUGAUGUAAAAGAGGCAAACAUAAAACCUUGAAAAAAAAGAUUAUUUCAUAUUCGGCAUUUCUUUUUUUUUAAAUUUUUUUUUAACGUUUAUUUAUUUUUGAGACAGAGACAGAGCAUGAACAGGGGAGGGGCAGAGAGAGAGGGAGACACAGAAUCUGAAACAGGCUCCAGGCUCUGAGCUGUCAGCACAGAGCCCAACGCGAGGCUCGAACUCACGGACCGUGAGAUCAUGACCUGAGCCGAAGUCCGACGCUUAACCGACCAAGCCACCCAGGCGCCCCUCAUAUUAGGCAUUUCUUAAAGGAUGUGAUGCUUGAGUUAUGCUUAAGUAACUGGUAGAAAAUUGGCACGGGGAGAUUUGGGAAAAGGCCAUUUCAGACUCAAUACAUAACAUGAAAAAGGGAGAGUAGUAGCCAAGUGUAUCAUUGAAGAGUCCCUAGUGGUCCUGCAUAAGAACAAUUGGGGAGCACAUGGCUAUUAGACUAGGAAAAUUGGUGGGGCUCCUGGGUGGCUCAGUCGGUUGAGUACCCGAUCCUUGAUUUCUGCUCAGGUCAUUAUCCUAGGUCAUGGGAUAGCCCUGAGUUGGCUUCCACGCUGAGUAUGGAGCUUGCUUGGGAUUCUCUCUGUCUCUCUCUCUCUCUCUCUCUCUUUCUUUCUCUCUCUCUCUCUUUCUCUCUCUCUCUCUCUCUCUUUCUCUCUCUCUCUGACUCUGACUCCCUCUCCCUCUUUCCCUCCCUCUGCCUCUUUCCCCUACUCAUGUGCUGUCUCUUGCUCUCUCUGAAAAAUUGGGUUUGACUCUCUUAUAAGGAUGUGUAGAUCUUAUUUGUUAGGCAAUAGACAACCCUUGAAGAUUAUAGAACAUCUCUUAUGGAUCAGAACUGAACAUGUCUUGUGAUUUAUUUAUAACUCUUGUUUAGUAGAUAUUACAAGCCUCAUUUUAAAUAAGAGAAGUAAUGAGGCCCAGAGGAGUUAAGUGACUUACCCAAGGUCUCAUGAUGAGUAAUUGUCAGAGCUAGGAUUCAAACCAAAUGUUCUUUUGAAUCUGCAUGCUUCCUCUCUUUUAAGUGGAAGAAUGAGACAAUCAGGCUAAAUCUUAAGAAUGCUAUUAUCAAAGCAGUUGGUUUCUUGGUUUAAGGAGUAAUAUACAGGCAUAGUGGCUGGUUCAGACAAGUGGUAAUAUGAAAUUUGCAUUUGGGUUUGUAACAAUAGGAGUGAAAAGGAGAGUUUUGUAUGAGAUUUAGUGGCCUGGAUAAUUAAGAAUGCAUGCAUUUAGGAGGUACUAUAAGUUGCCUGUGAGAAAUGGUGAAAAAUAAAAUGACAGAGCCAAAGAGUAUAUAAUGAUAUAAGUCAAAACAAGAAAGUUUUAAAGGUGGGAUAAUAAACAUUAUUAAAUACUAUGUAGAUUUGAAGGUAUAUGAAGAACAAGUAAAUGUCAUUUGGUGUUAGGUGAUACUGGAGACUCUUUUGAGGGUGACUUUAGCAGAUUGGUAUGAUUAGAAACUAAAUUAUGAGGGAUUGAGGUGUGAGUGUGAAGACAAGGAAGAAGUCCAUGAUACAGACUCUUUUGAAAAUACGGGAGAAAGUGGAAACGAUAGCUUAAAGAUAAGGCAAAGAAUUUGAAUGGUGGAGGGAAAUGGAUGAAUUUGUCAAAGCUACCAAGGCAUUGGUCAUAAAGAAGGGGUUGAGGAUUUUAGAGAGGGAAUAGUUGGUGGUUCAUGGUCUUAAAAGACAGGGGAGAAUUUGACACAGGUGUAUGGGCUAACCUUUGAGAGAAAAAAAGAGCUCUUGUGAAUUGGGAGGGAGAGAAAAUAUGAUUUUUCUACAUAUAAAUGAGUUACCUACUUACAAUUUAGAGUAGGAGCUUCGUGGCUCAUGUUAAAAGAUCUAUAGAAAGUUUAUUGAAGGAAAGCAGGGUCAUUUGUUAAGAGUUAGGUGGUGAGAACUUUGAAAAACAGGAGAAGAUCUGGAGCAACUGGUAUGCUCAAAGAAUAAAACAGAAUGAGUCUUCCCCACAGCAAGAAUUUCCAGCCAGGAAUCAGACCAUACAUUUUUAUUGGCACCAACUCUCAUCUGUCCUUCCACCCUGCCCUGCCCCCCACCCCACCCCCCACUAGUGUCGAUAGUCUGGGGAUCCUAAAGAAGAUGUUAUGUGAUCAAUUUGCUCAAUGUUAGGAAUUGGCAGGUGGGCAAUGGAAAGUGAGUGAGGGUUUCUAGGUUGGCAAUUAGAGCAUAAUUGACAUUUUAAAUCUUUAUUUCAUAGACUGAUGUAUGAAAGCCUUUGAUAUUUGAUACAAAUGUAUAUUCUUAGUAGUGAUUGAAUAGGUAAAACAGUAUUACCGCAUCUAACCUUCAAAACUUUAUUCUUCCCAUCUUCCCUUUCCCCUUUACUUUCUGCUUCAGUUGAACUCAAAUAUGGAAGCAUCUUGGUGUGGUGGAGCCAGUCCUUCCUUUAGGAGACACCUAUUUUGAAGGAAUGACACCACAAGUGACAGAAGGAAAAGCCAAACUGAGCUUUAUCAAAAUGUAAAAUGUUUGUACUUCAAAGGACAGUAUCAAGAAAGUGAGCAAAUGAUCCAUUGAGUGGGAGAAAAUAUUGGCAAAUUAUAUUUCUGGUAAGGGACUUGUACCCAUAAUAUAUUAAAAACUCCUACAGCUCAACAAUAAAUGACAACACACAUAAAAAAAUGGGCAAAAUAGCUGAAUAAAUAUUUCUAUAAAGAAGAUAAUUGAAUGGUCAAUAAUACCAUGAAAAGAUGCUCAUUAUCAGGGAUAAUAGUAUUGGUCCUCUGAUCUAUGAUCGUGGGCUGUCUUUCCAUUUAUUUCUUUGUAUCUUUCAACAGUAUUUUGAAGUUAUCAGAGGGCAAGUUCUCUACUUCUUUUGUCAAAUUUACUCCUAAAUAUUUGAUUCUUUUUGAUGCAUUUUAAAUGGAGUUUUUUUUUCUUUCAUUUCUGUAUUGUUCAUUGCUAGUAUAUAGAAAUUCAAUUGACUUUUGUAUAUUGAAAUUGUAUCUUGCAAACUUGCUGAACUCACUGAUUAGUUGUAAUAAUUUUUGGUGGAUUCCUUAGUGAAUUUCUUUAUAUAAGAUUUUAUUUGCAAAGGGAUAGUUUUACUUUUUCCUUUCCCUUCUGGAUACCUUUUAUUUGUUUGUUUAUUAUCUAUCUAGCUAUCUAGCUAUCUAGCUAUCUAGCUAUCUAGCUAUUUAUUUAUUUUUGCCAACCGUUCUGACUAGAAUCUCCAAUACAAUAUUCAAUAGUAGUGUUGAGAAUGAAUAUCCUUUUAUUAUUCCUGAUUUUAGGGGAAAAUCUUUUAGUCUUUUACCAUUAUGUGUGAUGCUAGCUAGCUGUGGGUUUUUCCUGGAUUCUAUCAGGUUGAGGAAAUUCCCUUCUAUUAUUAGUUUCUUGAAUGUUUUACAUUUUGAUCAAACCUGGAGGGCAGGUUUGUGCAGCUAAGGAACAGCUCAGAGAAGGAUCAGUCUCUGGGUAACCGGAGGAUCAAGAGGCAGGUCGUGGAGGGGGAGGAGAUCGCCUACAAGUUUAUGCCCAAGUACCUGCUGUGCAGGAGUGGCCUGCGUUCCCUCCCUCUCCUCCUCAUGUGGAGGAGCCAGAACAGCUGGAGGGAGCAUAGACGAGAGCUCCUGGACCAUCCUGGUCAAUGCUGACAGGGAGGAAGUGGCCACGAGAACUCUGAAGCAGUCCUCAAUGGUGCCGGAGAUGGAGAAUUGGGAGGAGGGGGCAAAGGAGGGAGCAGAGUUUGGCAAGGAGGAUCUUUUCCAUCAACAGGGGUCCAAGGACCACCUCGUGAGGCUGCCUAGUGAUGUGAAGGGAACUCACCCCAUUAGAGGUCUUUCUUUAUGAAAACUAUUUUUAUAUAUAUAAAAAUUUUUUUUGUCAAGUACUUUGUUUUUAAUCUAUUGAGAUGAUCAUAUUGUUUUUCUCCUUUAUUUUAUUGAACGAACCAAUAAUUGAUUUCAUUGUUUAGACCAACUUUGCAUUCCUCAGAUAAAUCCUGUUUAGUCAUGUCUCUUUUCAUAUGUUUUUGGAUUUGGUUUGUUAGUAUUUUGUUUAGGUUUUUUGCAUGUUUAUAUUUAUAAGGGAUAUCGGCCUAUAUAUAUAUAUAUUUUUAAAGUUUGUUUAUUUUUAGUUCUCUACAUCCAACGUGGGGCAUUGAACUCACUACCCUGAGAUGGAGAGUUGCAUGCUCUUCCUACUGAGUCAGCCAGGGGCCCCUGGGCUAUAGAUUUCUUGAGAUAUCUUUUGUCUGGCUUUAGUGUCAAGAUAGUACUACUUACCCUCAGAGAAAUGAGUUGGGGAGUGUUUUGUCCUAUUCUGUUUUGAGAAAGGUUUGUGAAAAUUUAGUGUUAAUUCUUUUAAAUGGUAAAAUUCACCAAUGAAUGUAAAUCCUGGGCUUUUAUUGAUGGGAAAAAUCAAUUUAUUCAUUAAAAAUUCAAUGAAUUUACUUUUAUAGGUCCAUUCAGAUGGUUUAUUUCUUCUUGAAUUUCAGUAAUUGAGGCUCUUUCGGGCUUGUUCAUUUUAUAAGAUUAUCUAAUUUGUAGGCAUAUAUUUGUUAACAGUAUUUCCUUAUAUCCUUUGUAGUUCUGUAAGAUCAGUAAUGGUUUCCCCUCUUAUCUCUUUUUUUUCUUGAUCAGUCUAGCUAAAGUUUUGAUAAUUUUGUUGAUCUUUUCAAAGAACCAACUUUUGGUUUUGUUAAUUUUCUCUAUUGUUUUUCCAUACUCUAUUUUAUUAGUUUCUGCUCUCAUCUUUAUUAUUCCAGUUCUUCUGCUUGGAUUUAGUGUGCUUUUCUUUCUCUAGUUUAUUAAGGAUGUUUAUUAAGAUUUUUUAAAUUUUAGGCAUUUGUAGCCAUAAGUUUUCUUAUGAGCACUUCUCUAGCUGUAUCCCAUAAGUUUUGGUAUGUUGUGUUUUCAUUUUUAUUCAACUCAUAGUAUUUUCUAACUUCUCUUUUGAUUUCUUUUUUGACCUACUGGUUAUUUAGAAGUGUGUUGUUUAAAUUCCCAAAUUUCCUUCCAUUGUUGAUUUCUCAUUUAAUUUUAUUGCAGUUGGAGAACAUACUUUGUAUGAUUUCAGUCCUUUUAAAUUUACUGAGGCUUGUUUUUAAUGGCCUAACAUAUGGUCUAUCCCAGAGAAUGUUCUGUGCAUGCUUGAGAAGAAUGUCGGUGCUGCUGUUGUUGGGUGUAGUGUUCUGUUGAUGUCUCUUAAGGUUAGUUUGUGUAUAGUGUUGUUCAAGUCCUCUGUUUCUUUUUUGAUAUUCUGUGAAUUUGCCUAGUUGUUUCUUUCAAUAAUUAUAUUGAAAGCAAGGUACUAAAGUUUUCAACUAUUAUUGUAGAAGUAUGUAUUUCUCCCUUCAAUUCUGUCAUCUUUUGCUUCAUGUAGUUGAGGAUGGUCUUAUUUUGUGCAUGUUUGAUUAUUAUGUCUUCUUGAGAAAUUGACAUUUUUACCCUUAUAAAAUGUCCUUCUUUGCCUUUGAUUAUAAUUUUUCUCUUACUGUCUGUUUUGUCUGAUAGUCAUCCAGAUCUUUUUAGUUAUGUUGAUAUAGUAUAUAUAUUUUUUACCAUUCUUUUGCUUUCAACCUGUUGUGUCUUUUAAAAUAAAGUAUGUCUUAUAGAUAGCAUAUAGUUAGAUAAUGUUUUCUUAUUGAUUCUGCCAAUCUGUAACUUUUGGUUUUAGUGUUUAGUCCAUUAACCUUUAGUGUAAUUACUGAUCAGAUGGGAUUAAUAUCUACCAUUUUGCUGAAUGUAUUAUAUAUGUUUUAUUUCUUUUUUUGGUUUUCUGUUACUCUAUUACUUCCUUCUUUGGUGUUAAAUAUCUAUUUUCUAGUAUACCAUUUUAAUUCCCUUGUUUUCUUUUACUAUACUUUAGGUUCUCAGUUGUCAUAUGCAUAUAUUCUCACUUAUGCACUUAGAGAUUGCAGCAGCACUUUGCGCUUGAAUUUCCUAUAUGGUUUACAUAGGGAAAAAUACCGAGGAUCUGGCCAGUCAAGUGGUCAAGAAAUUUGUCUGAGAAUUUUUUUCUUGGGGAACAAUUAUAUUUUCUUACAAAGUUCAAAUCUUCUGUUACUCAGAUUUGCAGCAGGGCAUCUGUUCCCUCUCAUCCUUCCUCUUUGGUUUCCUCCCUAUCUAUGUCCCUCUUUCUAAUUCAUUCAACAAACAUAUUUUGAAUGUAUGUACUCAACCAGGGCCUUUGGAUUUAGUAAUGUAUAAAACAGAUGGUCUCUUCCCUAAUAUUAGAGUCUAAAGUAGAUUUCACUAACUCAGAUUCUUUCAGGAACAUUGGAAUAUCUGAGAAUACACAGUAGGGAGGGCAUCGUGCAAUCUGUAGCCAAUUCCAAGGAUAUUCCCAUUCAAAUUAAGACGAGAUCUGCAGGUUAUGGAUGGUCUCUCUUUUAAUACAAAAUUCUCUGUAGUAGGAAUUGUUGCAGAUUCUUUACCCAACUAUCAGUUCCAUUUUUAGGUUUAUACAGUUUAGUUUACCCAAUCAAUCUUGAAAACAUGCCCUGUUAACUGAUGUGCCUUAGAGUUUUGAGUAUUUUCAGCUGUUUUAUUCAUGACUUAAUAAAGUCAUACCAGCCUUUACAACUUACUAGACUUCAUAAUGUUUUAUAUAACAGAUAUGGACUAUACAGGAUAGAGUCUUAUUAAAAUAUAAUUUUAAAAAGUAUAGAUCUCUUUAAGCCUUAUUCCCAGCUUCCAGUGUUCUUUGUAGUUUUAGAGACAGAUUGUGGUAUCUUUUAUAUAGUUUUUGUUUUUGUUUUUUUCUUUUUAUUCAAAAGAAAGAGGGAUAACAGAUAAACUUUUAUAUUCGUUUUAUUUUAUUUAAUCUGAAGUUUAUGUAUUUGAACAAUAUUAUUUCCAUCAAAAGAUUAGAUAUAAAUUGUUUUGGCAAUGAACUCUGCCUCCAUGAUAUAUGAUAUAUAUUUUAGCAACUUACCUGAUGUUCAUAUACCACAUGUUCAAAUAAUUAAUCAAGGAGAAUAGAGGAAUUUUACUUUUCCAGUGAUGAUGGUGAUAGUUUUUCCUACAUUAUGUGGCUCUGAAUAAGACACUAUUGGGAGGUUGGAGCUAUGAGAGAAGAGACUUAGGUUUCGUAGGAAGAAGAGGUUUGUUCAUUACACUAUCAACAAGGUCUGGUGCUAAAGAAGACUAUGCCUAGCAAACAAAAACUUUUUGGGGGGCUCGUUUAUUUUCACAGAAUUUGUGUUUGAUAACAAGCCUGAUGUAUUUUCCCAUCAAGGAAUGUAUUAUGGUCAAAUCAUUUGAUCAUUAAUCUCUGCAAAUGACUAACUUGGUUAACUUUUAAUGUGAUGUUUGUCACUACCAUCCUAAAAUUCUUUGCCAAAAAGGUAUAAAGUAAACGUAUUUCACUGUUUCUGUUCUAUUUGCAAUUAGUUGGCUUCAUGCAAACCUCAUCAUUGAAAUAUUUUUUAACUGGGAAAAUUAUGUUAUAUUUAUAUGAAAAGGGAAAUUUUUUUUUUUUUACCUCCUUCCACCUAGUUGAAUAGAAAUUGCAUCUGAAGCUAUAUAAAAAAUAAAGUUAAAGCAGUCACUACACUGGCCUAAACUGGUGGACAGAUCUUCCGAGUACAGAAUGUCUGCAUUAGAAGUAUAGUAUUUUAUCAUUCUUUUUUCCCUUUCCACCUUAAAUCUGUGUGUGUUCUUUUUUUCCAACAAUUUUACUGUGCAUUCUCCAUCCAUUAAAAUGUUUUGUGGAAAUUCUGUACUCUAGGGAGCAUUGGUAGUCGAUAAUAACUUUCCACAAUUAUCUUUUGUGAUAUAAGUGAGAACAUGGGUGCCAUGACGUUGUGUUUUAGAAUUUCUUAGAACUUCCCCCUGAAAAGAUGUGACUCUAACCUUUAAGAUGAUACUGUAUUUCAACAAGGUAUGCAAGUUUGACUGUAAAAGGAGAGUCAAGCAGCCCUGAAAGCUCAAGUCUUCAGAGACCAGUCAGAAGUCAAAAGACCUAUGGGCUAUGUUUUAGCUAAUUCUAAAAGAGGGUAAUUGCAGAAAGUAAUAUAAGUUUGCAUGGAAUAAUCACUAAAUUCUUUAACUUGCUGCGACUACAGCCCCAAACAUCUGUUUUGGUGACUCCUUGCUACUUUACAAAUCAUUCUUAAACUUAGUGGCUUAAAAUAUUUAUUUUGCUCAGGAGUCUGUGAUUUGGAAAGGUUCAUUUGGCAUAGUGUGUCUUUGGUACACUUUGUGUCAGUUGUGUGGUUCAAAAGGAGGGGCUAGAAUCAUCUGAAGGCUUGCCCAAGCCCAUGUUUGGUGGUGCAGGCUGGCUGUCGGCUGAGAUAACAAGUGGGGGUCUUGGUCAGAGCACUGACAUGUGGCCUUUCCUUGUUGCCUGGGUUUCCUCACAGUAUGGUAGCUGGGUUAUAAGGGAGAGGUGGGAAGAGAGAGACAGAGAGGAAAAAGGGGGGUUGGAGAGACAGAGACAGGAUGAGCCUAUGUCUAUAUUGCCUUUUAUAACUUUCAGAAGUCACAUGGUAUUAUUUCCAAGACAUUUUGUUCCUUGAUACAAAGCCCUACUCAAUUUAAGCUGGAAGGGAUAUUAUCUCUGUUUCUGGGUGCAUGACUGGCAAGGUCCUGGAAGGUCAUGUGGGAUUGGAAAUAUUGCUGUGGCCAUUUAUAAAAAAAUACAGUCUGACACAACAGUUUGCCUGGUUACCUGUGUUCUCUUAUCUCUGGCCUCAGAAUAAGUGAUUGGGAUGAGUGAGGUACUAACAUUCACUAGUUAAGUGUAGAAGGUGGAAUAUCAGGAUACAGAUUGAAAUACUUGUCUAUGUUCCUUUACACUUUAUUUGUGAUUUUAUUUCUUUCUGGAAUUCUGCCUUUGUUUGUCCUUAGGAGGCAGAGCUAAAAUUGUGAAAAACAGGAUUUUAUGUUACGCCAGCUUUAUUGAAAGGUGCUGUGAUGUAUUGCAUCUGAAUGACCAGUGUUCACAUUUCAGUUCCCUUACUUUCUAACUGUGUGACAUUGGGACAGUUACUUAGCUUCUCUGAGGUCACACAUUUACAAAGUUAGUGUGAUGAUACUUUUCAUAGAGAGUUCGUUUGUAAAAUAGAGAUAUGAUAUGUAAAGGGACAGCUCAGUAACUGGGAGGUCCUGGGGUCUCAGCUAUUAUCAUUAGGCAGGUUGAUGAAAAUGUGUGAUUUAGGAUGUUAAAUUGAUUGUGACCAGAAUGAUAGAUUAAAAAACCAGUUUGGGAUAUGUAGAUAUUUUGAAGCUAGAACCAAUGUAGGAGCCUGUGACUGGAAGGAUUUUGAAUAGAGGAAAACCUAUGAAGGGAUUCAGGAAGAGUAUGUCUCCUUUUUGAAAGGUACAUCAUUCUUUAUAUGCUGUUUAUCAACUUUUAACUGAGAUGAUGUUUCAAAUUUAUUAAAAUAAUUAGCAGUUAGUUAAGGUAUUAUAUUAAAUGUCCUAAUAUUGUAGUUUGAAAUGUUGUAUAUUUAGUGAAAAUUGUUACUUUUUUCCUACUUCUGUUUUCAUUUAUUUUUUGAAGUUUAUUUAUUUUGACAGAGAGAGAAAGAGAGAGCAUCAGCCAGGGAAGGGCAGAGAGAGGGAAAGAGAGAAUCCCAAACAGGCUCCAUGCUAUCAGCACAGAGCCUGACGUGGGGCUCAAUCUCAUAAACCACAGAACAUGACCUGAGCUGAAAUCAAGAGUUGGACGCUUAACAGACUGAACCACCCAGGUUGUGCUUUAAGAAGACUAUAGGGAAGAACACAUUUUCUUCUUGCCACAAAAGUUGCAAUAGAAAAUCUGUGAAGUCUUAAAAGGACCGAUGAGUAUUCUCAUCAUUGAAGCGUUCUAUGGAGGGUCCCAUAAACAGCUGGCAGAUCUGCUCCAAGAAGAGUUAGAAGACUGUGUCCUUUAUUCCCUUCCUGCAAAGAAAUGGCAUUGGAGAGCGCGCACAUCGGCUUUAUACUUCUCCCAGAAUAUUCCCAUCAGUGAACAGUACAGGAUCCUCUUUGCAAGCUCAGUGCUGAACCUGACUGAACUGACUGCCCUUCGGCCUGACCUUGGGAAGUUGAAAAAGAUUCUGUACUUCCAUGAGAACCAAUUGGUAUAUCCUGUCAAGAAAUGUCAGGAGAGGGAUUUUCAGUAUGGAUACAACCAAAUUCUCUCAUGCCUGGUGGCUGAUGUGGUGGUAUUCAACUCGGUUUUUAACAUGGAGUCAUUUCUCACCUCUAUUGGAAAAUUUAUGAAGCUGAUUCCUGAUCACAGACCCAAGGAUCUGGAAAGCAUCAUCAGACCCAAGUGCCAAGUUAUUUACUUUCCCAUCAGGUUUCCUGAUGUGAGCAGGACCUUUUCUCUUCUCAUUAACACCUCCACCAGAAUUGGAGCUGGGGAAGAGAAAGGAAAUGUUCAGACAUGUGCCUAUUUGCAUACUCACUCUCUUGAGUUAAUGCCAGGACGGCAGCACAUUCUGUCCAGUUCAAUAGAAAAGCCAGUUUCACCCCAUCGAUUCAUGCCCAAGCACAAAACAACCCAUCUACAGAAGAUUCUCAGCCUUAAAGGAAAUGGUGGUGCUGCUCCAUCGAUGGCCCCUGCUUUCCACCAGGAGCAGAAAGCUUCUGAGAAUCUGUUGAAGAAUUUUAAUUCAGAGUCUGGACCCUGUAAUGCUGCACAACAAGAAAACCUGGGUAGCUCAUUAACACAGGAGCCAGACUUGAGAACGUGCCACUCAUCUGAUAAUUCGAGUUAUCUUCAUGAGGAAGAUAAACAAAAUACGACUUCUAGUCCCUGUGACAUUUUCGGUGGAAUUGACGAUCCACAAAGACCACUGCACAUUGUGUGGCCUCACAGGUGGGAACAUGAUAAAGAUCCAGAGAGUUUUUUUAAGGUAUUAAUGCACCUUAAGGACUUAGGACUCAAUUUCCAUGUGUCUGUCCUUGGAGAAACCUUCACAGAUGUCCCAGAUGUAUUUUCAGAGUCCAAAAAGGCAUUGGGAUCGUCUGUCAUACACUGGGGCUACUUACCCAGCAAAGAUGACUAUUUCCAAGUACUGUGCACGGCUGAUGUUGUCAUCUCAACAGCUAAGCAUGAAUUCUUUGGAGUGGCGAUGUUGGAAGCUGUGUAUUGUGGUUGCUACCCACUUUGUCCCAAAGAUUUGGUUUAUCCUGAAAUAUUUCCAGCUGAAUAUCUGUAUUCUACACCUGAACAGCUUUCAAAAAGGCUCCAGAAUUUCUGCAAGAGACCAGAUAUUAUAAGAAAACAUCUUUAUAAGGGUGAAAUGACUCCUUUUUCUUGGGCGGCCCUACAUGGUAAAUUCAGGUCUCUGCUUACAACAGAACCUAGGGAAGAUUUGUGACAGAUGGGGCUAAGUCACAAACUUGCAGCCUAAGGCAGAAUCUGUAGAACUUUCCAGAGUGUGCCCAUAUUUACCUGAUCAGAGAGAAAAGAAAAUCUGCAGAGGAAGCUGAGCCUGGCUGCUUGUCAUAGCUGACACAGAGCCAUCUGCCACAAACCUGUGGCGGCUUCAGAUCUCCCAUCCCUGCCACCACCCCAACUCAAAUUAAAUACAGAUUCCUAGAGACGUUAUGAUGGUUACACAUGUCCUCGGCAUCACAUGGAGGAGACUGUUCAAAAAAAUAUGUGGCCUGUUGUAUAACCGCACUCAUGUAUCCCAUAUGUGGUGCCACAUUGAAUUUCCGGUUGAAUCCGUUUUUAUCCUUUGUACUGGAUGACAUGGUGCCUGAAUUCUUUCUUUUUGCCGACACGAUGGCAGCCGAACUGCAGCUUCAAAAGCUCGCACUUGGCUGUGUUUCUACCUAGGUUGCCAGGUUAUCAUCGGAGCCUUCUUGUGUCCUCAAAGGGCCACAGGGUCUGAAGGGAGGAUCAGAAUGCUACCGGACUAAUUGGGCAGCCAUCUCAGAGUUGUUUGUGGGCAAAGGGCUGCUUUAGCACUUUUAUUUUAGCCAAUUAAUGACUCUCUGGCACGGGGGUGUUUAAGUGAAGGUAUUAAUAAGGGGUCUGGCAGGUAUUCCCAUGAUCCGCAGAGUUACAUUUGCAUUUAAUUUAUUUUAAAGUUGCGAGAUAAACAGCUGUAAUUUGGACAAACAUGGGAAAUACACUAAGUGGAGCCAUCUUGCCCAUAAAAUGAACACUGAGAUACUCGUUUCAAUUUUUUUCCCCCCGGGGUAAAAAUAGAGAAAUCAAAAUACUUCUAAAAACAGUAAUUUUGAUAUAAAUAUUCCUCAAAAAUAUUUGCAUCCAGCUACAAAUAUGAUCUUUUCAAGAUAAAUCACUUAUGAUUCCAAUAGUCAAGCUGCUGUAUUUGUUGACAUAAAGAUGUUUUGAACGGCUAGAUUGUAAAAUAAAUUUUUAAUAAAGUGCCUACUGCAAUUUUUAAUUAGCAUAUCUCA